AUGGAUGAGAAACGAAAAAGAUCUGAUGAGACUAAUUUGGAUUUGUGCUUGAAAACUCCAACUCAAGAUGAACCAAUUAAUAAAGUUCAAACAUUGGAAGAAGCAAUGAAUUUUGAACUCAAGCAUGGUCAUGUAGAUCCUAACGUAGAUUUGAAAAAGUCGAGAAGAAUCAUGUCAAACCGACUAUCAGCACAAAGAUCCAGGAUCAGAAAGAUUGAAUACACAGCUGAACUGGAAAAGAAAGUCAAAGAACUAGAGGAUACAAUAGCUUGGGCGAGAUCAGAAAUAGAAAAUGUUAAAGAUAGUAAAAAGAAGUUGAUGCUGGAGAACAAAAUGUUGCAAGCACAAUUGGAUAUUGUCACUGACAAAUCUAAUUUACGUAUUGCACAAACUCAAGAGUUGAAACUUGAGUUGAAGGAACUUGCAAAGACUCAGGAGAUUGGAGGACAAAGUUCCAACUUUUAUGAGUCUGAGUCAAUUGCAGAAAUAGACAUGGAUCAGUAUCUCAACUUUGAUGCCAUGAACUUUUACCCACCCAGAAUUGACGACCUGUGA
This is a messenger RNA of Solanum verrucosum, 555 nucleotides long. RefSeq names its product transcription factor VIP1-like. Gene Ontology annotation, biological process: positive regulation of DNA-templated transcription. The record is from RefSeq and is a predicted model, not a curated record. Gene Ontology annotation, molecular function: DNA-binding transcription factor activity; DNA binding. NCBI's taxonomy places the organism in Eukaryota, Viridiplantae, Streptophyta, Magnoliopsida, Solanales, Solanaceae. The transcript is spliced from 4 exons. Gene Ontology annotation, cellular component: nucleus. Bases 1 to 555 code for a protein of 184 amino acids.